UAUUAUUAUACAUCAUAAUUGUGCAUGCUACAUGAAAAGUACCGCUAAAAAUUAACUGCAAAAUCAAUUAAGUUAUAGUGAAAUUGUAAUUAAAAAAGUCAUAAUGAGUAAAAUUUGUUGUAUAUGUUCAAAAACAGAUUGUUCGUACAAAUGUCCCACGUGCAAAGUGCCCUAUUGUUCUGUAGGUUGCUACAAGGGGCACAAAGAAAGUAAUUGUCAACCAGAGGACCCUAAGCAACACAAUGGUAAUGAAGAUGAAAUCACAUACGACUUUCCUACAGAAGAUACUGUUCCCAUUGAGAAACUAGAACAAUUGCGUUACAGUGAAGAAUUGAAAAAUUGUUUAAGGAAUCCUCAUGUACGUGAUAUCAUGCGUGCAAUUUUGACAGACAAGAAUCCAACAAAGGUCAUUGCUUUGGCAAUGACCGAACCAAUAUUUGUGGAAAUGGCAGAUGCAUGUUUAAAAGUUGUAGAACCUCCAGUUGACGAUCAACCAUGUUGAUGUACAUAGAACUAUGUAAUGGUGGACCAAAGUUAGAUCAUUGUUAUAUACUGUGAUGUUAUUGAUGGUAUGCUGUUAAAAAAGUAUGAGCCAUAAAUCAUGUUUUAUAGUA
Molecule: messenger RNA, 614 nt
Organism: Megachile rotundata (alfalfa leafcutting bee)
Lineage: Eukaryota; Metazoa; Arthropoda; Insecta; Hymenoptera; Megachilidae
Product: zinc finger HIT domain-containing protein 3
Molecular function (GO): protein binding
Source: RefSeq, a predicted model, not a curated record